AUGGCCUCUGUGAUAUCACAGCCUCAUUUCAUUUUCGGCCUCCGGAGGAAUGUGAGGAAUAAUCUGUGUUUCCUUGAUGAGCAAACAGUCCUGUAUCCCAGCGGAAACAGCUUUGUAUGCCACAACUACAUCCAACGAUCUCAACGGUUCAUCUCUGGUUCAGACCAAACUCAGAGCAUCAGUGCUCUGGCCAUCAGUGUGAACCGUCGUUACCUGGCGGUGUCAGAGUGCGGAGAGAAAGCCACCGUCACUGUUUUUGACCUGCGGCACGAGCAGGGCAGGAAGAGGAAAGUUCUGAAUACUGGGGAUCUGCAUUUGAAGGAAUUUCUGUGCCUGGCGUUUUCCCCCGAUUCCAAGUAUCUGAUCGGCCAAACAGGGGAGCCGGAGUGGACGUUGAUCCUCUGGCUUUGGGAAAAAAACAAAGUGGUGGCAACAGUGAAGACAACAACCUCAAAUAAUCCUGCAGCGCAGGUGAGCUUCAACCCCCACAACAACCUGCAGUUUUGUUUGAGUGGCACGGGCGUGUUCAAGCUGUUUCGCUACGCAGAGGGAGCCCUGAAACGAAGCAGCUCUGCAAAGGUGGAGUCUUUGAACCUCCUGUGUCAUGCAUGGAUGUCGGAUAGUAGGGUCGUUGCUGGAACGGACACGGGCAGGCUGCUCGUGUUUGAAUCAGGGGAGCUGCGCAAGGAGCUGAAGAUGACUUCUACAGCUGUGCUGGGGCACACUGACUGGCAACUGAAGAUGAAGAGGAUCCAAGAAAAUGAUGUCAGGGAAGGUCCGACUAUCUCUCGCAUCUCAGCUAUUCUGUCUUACUCCAAGGGCUUUGUGUGCACGACGGGUCCUGGCACCGUAUGGCUGUUUGAAAAGACAGAGGAGAACAUUUACAGGAAAAGCCGGGAGAUACAGAUCCCUCCAGAUCCUUAUGGCGACAAUUUAACCCCAGAAGAGUGGCUGGAGAUUGACACGGUGUGCAUGAGUCCAGCAGAAGAGACUCUGGCCGUCAGCACCAGCCAAGGACAGCUGUACAGCGUCAACAUUUCAUCCCCUGAUAAGAGCAGGGCUGAUAGAAACUGUUGUCUCUCUGUCCAUCAGGGGGAACGUCUACAUUUUGAGUUCUUGUCCCAGCCCUUCCACUUUCGUGCCAUCACUGGUUUGUCCGUCUGCAUUCGCAAGCCCCUGGUAGCCACGAGCUCUCUGGACUGCUCUGUCCGCAUAUGGAACUACGAGACAAAGGAUCUAGAGUUGUACAAGGGGUUCCAGGAGGAGGCUCACAGUGUAGCUCUGCACCCCACCGGCCUCUUCAUCCUGGUGGGCUUUUCAGACAAACUCCGGCUGAUGAACCUGGUUUUAAACGACAUCCGUACCUUCAUGGAGUUCCCAGUGCGUGGCUGCAAAGAGUGUGCUUUUAGCCAUGGUGGCCACAUGUUUGGAGCUGUUGAUGGCAACGACAUUCACAUCUAUUCUGCUACAUCUUUUGAGAAUAUUCUCAACCUGAAGGGUCACAGUAGAAAGGUACUUGGCCUUGAAUGGGGUUUGGAUGACCGGCGGCUGGUGUCCUGUGGGAUGGAUGGAGCUGUGUAUGAGUGGAACAUGGAGACAGGGAAGAGGGAGUCAGUGAGCAUCCUCAAGUCCUGCAGCUACACGGGUGCUGCUUUCUCUUCCAACUAUAAGACCAUCUUGGCUGUGGGAACAGACUUCAGCCUGAAAGAGAUCCAGGACUGUCAGGUUCUGAAGGAAGUUCCAGGUGAUGACGUAGCCCACGCUGCUCUUGCAGUGUCUCCCUCCGGCCGGGUGGUUUUCACUGGAACCUCCAGUGGAACAAUCAGAGCCAUCACGUAUCCAUUACCCCUCCAGAAGGAAUGGAUCACCCAGCAGGCCCACUGUGGCCCGGUCACCAAGAUGGUGAUCACAUGUGACGAUCGGUUCCUGCUGACGGUGUCUGAAGACGGCUGUCUGUUGAUAUCGGAGAUCAUGGAUAAGGAGGGUCAGAGACUGAAGAGUAACAAGCAGAUCGUCCACUCGGAGGAGAUCCUGGUCACAAAGGCAGACCUGGAGGAGAAGACCCAGAACCUGCUGGAGCUGAACAUGCGUCUGGAGGAGCAGCAGAUGGAGAAAGAGUACCAGCUCCGCCUGAAGGAGAUGAGCUACAACGAGAAGUUGAGGGAGAUUUCUGACAAGUUCCUCCGGGAAACGGAGGCUCUGAAAGCAGAACAAGAGAUCAUGAAAACAGACAUGGAGAAGUGUAAGCAUGAGCAUCAGGAGAGUUCUGCCAUAGUUGCCCUGAAUCACUCAAGAGAGCUGGACGAUUUAGUGCUGUCCUACAGCCAGAGGCUGAUCGUGGAGCACGAGAAGCACCGGGGUCUUCAGCAAAAACAUGAAAGCAUGCAGGAGGACUAUGAGAAGCAGCAGAAGUGUGCAGAGGAGAGCAGAUCCCGAGCUCUGGAGGAGCUCACACAAGAGUACGAGACAAGGCUGCAGGAGAAGACUCAGCUCCUCACUCAGUGUCAGGAGAACGCAGAGUUGAAGAUCUCUGAGCUUCAAGAGAUCGUAAAGCAGAUGGAGGAGGACGGGGAGAAGAUGAUCCAUGUUAUCCAAAUGAGUUACGAGAAGAAGCUGCACGCUGAGAAAGAGAGCCACGCAAACCUGAGGAGACAGACUGAUGUCAUGACACAUAAGUUAAACCGCGUACAGACAGACGUUAGUGACAAAUGUGCAGACGUUUACAAGCUGAAGCAGGAACGGCAGAAUCUGCUGGGAUCUGUUGGCUCCCUGGAGAGCAACAUCCAGAAUCUGAGGAGACAGAUCUCUGAACAGGAGCAGAGGAGCCAGGAGCAGGAUAAAAGGACGUCUGUCCUGAAAAAGAAGAAUCUGGACUUGGAGAAAGUCAAGUUUGUCCUGGAGUCGCAGCUGAAUGACUUAAUAAAGCAGACUGAGCAUCAGCAAGAGGACGUAAAGAGGAAGGAGGACACGAUCCAUCAGCUGGAAGAGGAGCUGCUGCAGAUGGACAAGAACAACACUCAGCUGAAGCUCACCGUCUCAGACCUGAAGCUCAAACUGACGGCCAGAGAUAAAGAGCUGCGCAAGGAGGCGGAGAAAGUAAAAAAUACGGAGACGCUUCUUGGGCGACUCAAGUCGGAUCUGCAUGAGUGUGUCGGCUUCAUCCAGGAGCCGAGUAAACUGAAGGACAGCAUACUGAAGAUUUACUCCAGCUACGUGUCAAAGACCGACAGGGUGGAGGAACGCAGCGUAGACGACGUUCAGAAAGUACUGAAGCAGCAGCACAGUCGCCUGGAGGAGACCGUCAAUAGUCUGAGGAUGAAACUGACAAAGUCAGAGGAGAAGCAUGAGAAGGUCUACUGCAGGAUGAUGGCGGAAAAAGCCACUGUGGCUGCUGAAAACAACGAGCUGCAGAAGGAGCUGCUGCUGGUGAGACGUCAGCUUAAAGACUGCGAGUCUCAGCUGCUCCUGUUAAAGAAUAAAUCAGGCCCUAAGACAGAGAAAGGACCGGAAGAGGACAGUAAACCCAGGGAAGGUCAGCAGAACCAUCUCCUCGACCACGUUUUUGCCUAA
This is a messenger RNA of Cololabis saira (Pacific saury), 3570 nucleotides long. It is a transcript of the gene cfap57, whose product is annotated as cilia and flagella associated protein 57. The record is from RefSeq and is a predicted model, not a curated record. Gene Ontology annotation, molecular function: protein binding. The coding region runs from base 1 to 3570 and encodes 1189 amino acids. NCBI's taxonomy places the organism in Eukaryota, Metazoa, Chordata, Actinopteri, Beloniformes, Belonidae. The transcript is spliced from 23 exons.